AUGGCCAGCUCAUCAAAUCAAGCUGGUAGCCAGGCUAUGAGAAAGCCAGUUCUUGCCAACCCAAGUACUAUUGACGUUCAGGAAUUCGAAGAGACUUCCGAAGCCAACACCCGCACGAGCCCUGCCCCAGUGUCCUCCAAUGAAGCCGAGGAAGACCCUCGAGGUCCCCAAGAUCAAGAUACUUCCAAGGGUGGAGAAAGGCAACGGCCUGAGGGCGUCGCAUCUCUGAAAGAUGUCGGAAGCCUGUCUGGACAAGCAGUGCAGAAACAGGGCACGAAAACUGCAGCAAAUCGUGGUCAUUCCCCUCAAGACAGUGGUAUCGGUGGGAUAUCUCUCAGCAACAAUGAUUUCGAUUUGAGUAACGAUGAAGAUGGAAGCAAUAUGGGAGAACAUGAGGCAAUCGGCCCAUUGGGUAACGAUAUCGUCGCAGAUCAUCCCACACCAGACUUCCAGGAAUGCCGACAAAUCGCAGAGGACGGCCUGGGCGACUUGGCCAAAACGAAGAACACCUCAGAGGCCGUUGGAGGCAAAGACCUGUCGACAGACGACCAGGUUAAAGCGUUUCAAGACUUUCUGCGUAACGGGUAUCAUGCCGUCAAGGAUGCGAUAGAGACAGAUGUCGAAUUGCAGGGCAGACAAGCUGCUGCGACAGAAGCAGCGGCCGAGGCUGGCACAGCGAUCACAAACAUCAAAGACGACAUGAUGAAUCGCCUCGAGGCCAUUGAGGCAUCGGCGUCCUCCAACAAUCAGCUUUCCUCUGCGGCCUAGGAAGCUCAAGAGAGGUUG
Colletotrichum scovillei is the source of this 786-nucleotide messenger RNA. RefSeq lists its product as uncharacterized. The transcript has a single exon. NCBI's taxonomy places the organism in Eukaryota, Fungi, Ascomycota, Sordariomycetes, Glomerellales, Glomerellaceae. The record is from RefSeq and is a predicted model, not a curated record. Bases 1 to 768 code for a protein of 255 amino acids.